Gymnogyps californianus (California condor) is the source of this 2586-nucleotide messenger RNA. RefSeq names its product CNKSR family member 3 (gene CNKSR3). Gene Ontology annotation, biological process: regulation of signal transduction. The coding region runs from base 25 to 1743 and encodes 572 amino acids. The record is from RefSeq and is a predicted model, not a curated record. Gene Ontology annotation, cellular component: cytoplasm; membrane. NCBI's taxonomy places the organism in Eukaryota, Metazoa, Chordata, Aves, Accipitriformes, Cathartidae. Gene Ontology annotation, molecular function: protein binding. The transcript is spliced from 14 exons.
GUGCCGGUGGAGGUUGAGCCCGCCAUGGAGCCGGUGACCAAGUGGAGCCCGAAGCAAGUGGUGGACUGGACUAAAGGCCUGGACGAUUGCCUGCAGCAGUAUGUUCAUAAAUUUGAACGGGAGAAGAUAAAUGGUGAACAGCUGUUACAGAUUUCUCACCAGGACCUUGAAGACUUGGGUAUCUCACGGAUUGGACACCAGGAACUGGUUCUAGAGGCUGUGGAUCUCCUGUGUGCACUGAACUAUGGCCUUGAAACAGACAAUAUGAAGAACUUGGUUCUCAAGCUGCGAGCAUCAUCCAACAAUCUGCAAAAUUACAUCAGCAGCCGUAGGAAAAGUUCAAAUUACGAUGGAAAGACCUCUCGCAAGCCCCCCAAUGAAUUCCUUACUUCUGUGGUAGAGCUUAUUGGUGCUGCUAAAGCCUUGCUUGCAUGGUUGGACAGGACCCCAUUUACAGGUAUUGCUGACUUUUCGUCAAUGAAGAACAGAAUCAUUCAGCUUUGCUUGGAUCUCACUACUACUGUUCAGAAGAUCCAUUUUGAUGCCUGGGACAGAGGAGCGCCUGAGUCGGAGUUUAUUGGUGACUGCACUGUGGCUGACAUGGAAGAUAAAGUUCAGACUGUAGCCAAGACUUUAAAUGGCAUUUGCGAUAAAACCAUCCGAUCAACUACAGAUCCAUUGAUGAGCCAGUGUGCAUGUCUGGAGGAGGUUCAUUUAACCAACAUUAAACCUGGGGAAGGCCUGGGAAUGUACAUCAAAUCAACUUAUGAUGGAUUACAUGUAAUUACUGGAACUACAGAAAACUCCCCUGCUGAUCGAUCUCAGAAGAUUCAUGCUGGUGAUGAAGUGAUCCAGGUUAAUCGGCAAACUGUGGUUGGAUGGCAACUAAAAAAUCUGGUGGCAAAGUUGCGAGAGAAUCCUGCUGGAGUUAGGCUGCUGCUUAAGAAACGUCCUACUGGCUCUUUCCAUUUCACUCCCGCUCCACUAAAGAACCUGCGCUGGAAACCACCCUUGGUGCAGACCAGUCCUCCACCAACUUCAACCCAGUCACCAGAAAGUACCAUGGAUACCUCACUGAAAAAAGAGAAGCCAGCGAUUUUGGAUCUGUACAUACCGCCUCCACCAGCUGUUCCAUAUUCUCCUCGAGAUGAAAAGGGGAGUUUUGUAUAUGGAGGAGGCAACAAACCCAGUCAGCCACUACUUGGGUCCAAGGGCGCCGAGUCUCCCAAUUCUUUUCUGGAUCAGGAGAGUCGAAGGCGAAGGUUUACUAUUGCUGAUUCGGAUCAGUUGCCAGGGUAUCCCAUGGAAUCAAAUAUCCUACCAGCCAAGAUGAGGGAAAAAACACAGUCCUAUGGAAAACCUCGUCCUUUGUCAAUGCCUGCUGAUGGGAGCUGGAUAGGAGCUGCAGAACCCUUCUCUAGGCCACGAGCACUAGGGAGAAAAGGUGAAGAUGUCCUCUGCAGGUACUUCAGUAAUGAAAGGAUACCCCCAAUCAUUGAAGAAAGCCCCUCCACACAACACCCCCUCUCAAGGCCAGUGUCUGACAAGCAGUUAGUGAGGGGAACGGAUUAUAUUCGAGGCAGCAGGUGUUUUAUGAAUACAGACCUCCACAACAGUGCAACAAUUCCUUUUCAAGAGGAAGGUGCUAAAAAAUCCUGUGUUACAUCGUCCACAAAAUCUUCCUCCACAGAGCCCUCGCUGCUGGUCAGUUGGAUCACGAGACUGAAAUUGCUGACUCAUUGACUAUUGUUCACAGGACUGUUACCAAGUGCCUUUGCUCAUCGGUCAGACUUCUCUACUUUUCAGCUUAACUGAUGCAUAGUGACUAAUGCGGUGUUCUUUUCCUGGAGAAUCUUACAUUUUUGCCUUUUUGUUUGUGAUUUUUGAUGGAUCCGAGGGUUUCAUAGUGCAAGGAAGGAAGAAAGAUAAAGAUCAAGUUCCUCUUCCUGGCCAAAAGCUAAGGGCAUUUAUUCCCCUGGAAAUGAGUAAAAUUUCAGUGAUAUAGAGGCCAGACAUGACCUGAAAUAUGCAUAAUGACUCAGAGGAAAUCAUUGCAUUACCAUAAAGUCCAGUGGCACUUCAGUUGUCUGAAUGCUCAGAGGCUGGUGCGACUGGCUGGGUGUCAGAGUAUGUAGAGCUCAGCCAAAUUUGUGUUACUCACCUGACCAGGGAAGAUAAGCAGGGAAACAGCAGUUUCAUGCAACUUAGUGAUGCUGUUGCAAGUACUGCAUGAGAUCAACCUUGUGAGGAAGUAGUAGUAGUGUUGCCAUUCUUUCUCUGAUAUCCAGAGAUCUUAGGAAGAGAGUUCUCUUAUUCAGAGAUCUUAGGAAGUUGGACUAAUUUAAUUACAAAUCAAUCCAACCUGAUAUAUAAUCCAUUUUAUCGAAAUCACAGUACAAAUAAAGAGCACUGAACGACUGCAGUGCUCAUCCGUAAAGAUAUAUGGAUUGCUACAACAUGACAAGGAAAUGCAUCUGUAGAGGUGGUAAAAGACUAUAUAUUUUUUCCUUAAUUGUUUAAGAAUGAUUUGCUGUUAACCAAAGUAAGCUUUUAAAGACAGUCCUGUUGGACUUACGAGAACUUUUA